AUGGGAGAUGUGCCAUGGCCCGUGCGCCUGCCCAGCAGCGAGUGCCCCGGAAAGAGAUCCCAGUUGCUUAAGGGCUUACCUGCAACAAGCACUAUUGAAGAAAACUCAGCAGCUGGUGUUUCAGUCUAUAGCUUUAAUGUGACUGUUUCUCCAUUGGCUUCUGAAGGUGUUGCAAUUCUUCCUACCAUAGUAAAUUCAAAUCCACUCACAGAAGCUUUUGAAAUUGAACCAAAAGGAGAUCUUGAAUUCAGGGUUGUUACCACUGGAAACCCUGUCCUAGAUUAUGAAACUAUGCCAAAGAGUUUUGAUUUGGAGAUUUUUGUUGAAGAUGCAACUGGAAGAACUGACCUUAACAUAUUGACUAUUCAAGUAACAGACAAAAAUGAACAUCCUGUAUUUCGAGGAAAUAUGGCAAUUCAAACUGUGACAGUCUAUGUGCUGGAAAGGACACCUCCAGAACGCAUAUACCGAGUUGAUGCGGCUGAUCCUGAAAAUGCGAAACUCAAAUAUUCACUGCUCCCUGCAACAGUGCCAUUCUCAAUCAAGGAAAAUGGAGACAUUUUUUCCACAAAAGAAUUUGAUUAUGAGAAAGAUCCACAUUGUUACUUUUUAAACAUAACAGUGACAGAUCCAGAUGGACUCAACUCAACUAGAACAGUGAACAUAAAUAUAAUUAACGUCAAUGAUGAAAGGCCUUACUUUACCACAAAACAAAGAAUCUACAGGAUUCCAGAGGAACAAAGCCCAGGCACAAUUGUUGCCAAUAUAACAGCUAAAGAUCCUGAUUAUGAAGAUUCUCCCAGCAGACUUUUCUACAGCAUCCAGUCAUCUAACAGACACUUUUCCAUAAAUCCAGCAACUGGAGUGGUGCAGGUGACCGGGAGAAUUGACCGGGAUGCGCUUCCGCUGCGGCUCCAUCCCAACAUCUCACUGACGGUCCGGGUGGAGGACAGCCCCAGCAGUGGCCAUGCCAGAGAAAUGGAGAUCACUAUUGUUAUUGAUGAUGUCAAUGACAACCCCCCAGAAUGCAAUCCUUCUUCCUUCAGGAAAGAAGCAAAUGAAAAUACAGCUCCUGGGACAUUUCUUGUUGAUCUUAGAAAUUACUGUAAAGAUAUUGAUGCUGAUCCAUCAAACAACCAAUUUAUUUUCACUGGAUUAUCUGGUUUUGGAAGCAAUUACUUUGCUCUGGAGUCCAAUGUGUCUGGAAGACUUGUGAUGACUGAAAUGAUUGAUCUAGAAAACCCAGCUAAUCCAGGAGUUGAAGUUUAUACUUUGACUGUCAGGGUGCAAGAUAUUGCCCAUCCUAACUACUCAAAUAUCAUCUACAUUUACAUCAGGAUAAAGCCAGUGAAUGAAUUUUUUCCAGUCUUCCGUAAUUUAUCUUACGUAUUUAGUGUUUCAGAAAUUACUAAAGUUGGAUCCAGCAUUGGAAGAGUGCAUGCCAUAGACCAGGACUGGCCACCCAAUGUCAUCACUUACUCCAUUGUAGCUGGAGCUGGCACCAGCGAUUACACAAAUAUCUUCUGGAUCAGCCCAACAAAAGGAGAUGUGAGGAUUUUAGCUAGGUUAGACUAUGAAACAACUCAGAAACAUAUUUUCACAGUACAGGCCUCAGAUCAAGAGAAGUCUACAACAGCAUCAGUAACUGUGAUUGUUUUGGAAGUAAAUGAUGAAGAACCAGUUUGUUUACCCAAUUUCUUCUCACUUCAAAUCCCAGUCAAUUUAGCUGUUGGGACCAAUAUUAAUGGCUUCAGGAUUGAAUGUCAAGAUCGUGAUUCUGAUCCCAGGUCUUUCCGUUACUUCAUUAAUGAAGGCAAUGAGAACAGUCAUUUCACCUUUUCACCAAGUGCUGGCUCCAACACAUCUCGUCUGAUUCUUGCAUCAAUGUUUGACUAUGAGAGUGGCCUUGAUACAAACUGGGUUUACAGUCUGCGUGUCCACAUAACCGACGACAAUUUAGCAUCUGCCAGGGGCAAAGCUACACACUUAACUAAAACUGGAACAGUGACUUUAAGCAUCAGAGUUAUCCCAAGCCCAACUACUGCCACAACCACUACGCCUGGCUUCACUGUUGUGACGAGAAGGGAGAACCUCUACUCUCCGUCGGCGUGGUACGUGCCCUUCGUGCUCACGCUGGGCGCCUCGCUGCUCCUCGGGCUGCUGGGCUACCUGGGGCUCCUGCUGCUCGCCCGGCUCCGCUGCCCCCCGCCAGGGAAGGCACGCAGCACCCCUCUGAUAAAUGCUCCAGAAAAGAAGAAGUCUAAGAAAGAAGCAGUUGUGACAAUGACAAAGCUAAACACAGUCUUUGAUGGAGAAGCCAGAGACCCAGUUACUGGCAGAAUGUAUGAGUUCAAUACACGGUCGGGGGCCCGGAGGUGGAAGAAGAGCAAUGAGCCCCUGCAGCCAAUGCUGGCUAUGCAGGAAAUGUCCAUUACCACAGAAAAUAAUGGCCAAGGGGUGGAUAGAGCAGAAGCACCAAGCAAAAAUGAGUCUUCAGAGAAGAGGAAAGAGUUGACUGCAGCAACAAAACCAGCUGCCAAGCCCUCAGCAGGGCAAUCAGAAACAGCAGGCUAA
Onychostruthus taczanowskii (white-rumped snowfinch) is the source of this 2574-nucleotide messenger RNA. RefSeq names its product cadherin related family member 3 (gene CDHR3). The transcript is spliced from 19 exons. Gene Ontology annotation, cellular component: cell-cell junction; plasma membrane. Gene Ontology annotation, molecular function: calcium ion binding. The coding region runs from base 1 to 2574 and encodes 857 amino acids. Gene Ontology annotation, biological process: homophilic cell-cell adhesion. Lineage: Eukaryota; Metazoa; Chordata; Aves; Passeriformes; Passeridae. The record is from RefSeq and is a predicted model, not a curated record.